Molecule: messenger RNA, 1398 nt
Organism: Aspergillus neoniger CBS 115656
Lineage: Eukaryota; Fungi; Ascomycota; Eurotiomycetes; Eurotiales; Aspergillaceae
Gene: gprD
Product: protein gprD
Exons: 2
Coding region: 116-1369 (417 amino acids)
Biological process (GO): adenylate cyclase-activating G protein-coupled receptor signaling pathway
Cellular component (GO): plasma membrane
Molecular function (GO): G protein-coupled receptor activity
Source: RefSeq, a predicted model, not a curated record
CCUUUACUUCUAUAUGGUAGGAUAUAAGACGCACGCCGCCUGUCACUCGUUUCCGAGCCUCGCUUGGACCCUUGGACAUUCUUCCCCUCGAAACUACAGUUCAGGGUGAUGAACAAUGCUCGCUCUACUACGAUUGUCACGGCUGCUAGCCAGCGAUGGUGCUGGCCACACGCACCUCGCUAGUCGCUCAACAACCCAGGUAGUUGAGGGUAGCGAUCGAGCAGGGUUCAUUGCCAUGGGUGUGAUUGCACUCUUUUCGUUCAUUGCGGCCUUUGGCCUUUUGUCAUUCCUUACCUACCGUUUCAUUUUCUGGCGCAAAUACUACAAACGACCUUUGGCGGAGAAUCAGUAUAUCGUUCUCAUUUACAACCUCCUUUUGGUCGAUCUGCAACAAGCAACGGCUUUCUUGAUAUGUCUCCACUGGGUAGCAAAGGGUCAUGUUUACUACCCCAGUGCACCCUGCGUUCUUCAAGGAUGGUGGAUUCAAACGGGCGAUCCCGGCAGUGGGUUGUUCGUUCUGGCGAUUGCCCUUCACACCUGUGCCGUUGUGCUACGAGGCCGACAAUUACCGUUCCCGAUCUUUGUGGGUGGUGUUGUUGGGCUGUGGCUAUUUAUCAUUAUUCUAGGAUUGAUUCCUGUUGGAAUGUUUGGCUCCGAGACGUUUGUGAUUUCCGAAGCUGGCUGGUGCUGGAUCGGUCCCGACCACGAAACAGAACGUCUUUGGGUGCAUUAUCUAUGGAUUUUCCUGGCAGAAUUCGGCACGGUCGUUCUUUACGGUCUCAUGUUCUUCUACCUGCGACGCCGAAUGAAACAAUCCGCCACGCUCCGGCAGAACCACCAGGAGAACCUGAAGAGAUUGAACCGGGUUGUCAUUUACAUGGUUAUCUACCCGCUUGUCUAUCUAUUGCUAUCCCUGCCGUUAGCCGCCGGACGCAUGUCAACGGCACGUCAUAUCGUCCCCAGUCGCGCAUACUUUGCCGUUGCUGGUUCGCUGAUGGCGUUGUCGGGUUUCGUCGAUGUGCUUGUGUACACGCUCACUCGCCGCCACCUGUUGCUCGAAACCGAACUCAGUACUACGGAUCGGAUGUACAACUACACGGAAUCAAACGCAUACCAGACACACAUCACCACGGGUCGGGAUGGCAAGAAAGUGCGGAUGGGAUCCCGAUUCCGGCGGGGCAUGGGGAUGCAGAGCAUCAACGACACGGUCCGAGACGACCGCGAUUCAUCUACAGACGAUAUUGUGCGCAAGACGGACAUGGAGCUGGCCGAGUUGGGCCACGGAGUGUACCAGGAGACGACGAUCGAGAUUUCGCACGAGCCUGCGGAACCGGAAGACUUUCAGAAGGGAGGUCGCCACAGCGGGUGAUUGUUGAUGGUGGAGAUUCAGCAAAUCGG